Rotaria socialis is the source of this 1077-nucleotide messenger RNA. The record is from the annotation of a GenBank genome assembly. Lineage: Eukaryota; Metazoa; Rotifera; Eurotatoria; Philodinida; Philodinidae.
AUGCAUACAAGUUCACUAAAUAGACAACAAUCUGGUGGUACAGUCUUACACUCAUUACAUAGUCAACUAUCGAAUGCAGCUAUUGAUUAUUCACCAUGGAUGAGACAACAAAGAAGACCGUUGAAGUCAGCUACAACAACAACAACAACAACUGCUGCAGGGCUUCCUCCUUUACACGACGAAAGAAAAUGUUCAGCUCGAUGUCGACAUUUACGGAAAGAACCUUCACCCGAGAGGUUUGCAUCCGAAAAUCCAGCUAAAAUUCAAUGGUUAACAGUACAAUUAAAUAUGUAUCGAACACGUAUACAAUCAUUUAUUCAACGUGAACAUGAAUUAAAAAAAGAGAAUACGAAACUACGUGAUACUAUUUCUAAUGUAGAACAUUCAGGUCAUGAUACCGUUGCAGUUAAUUUACGUCGUUUUGAUCAAUAUAAAAAGACAGCAGCACUUGUUCAAACAAAACAAAAUGAAGAGAAAGAAGAAUUACUUGAUAAUAUUGAUCAAAAACGACAAGCCCUAGCUAACGAAGUUGAAAUGUAUGAAAAUCAGGUUUUAACUCUUGAAAAUCAAAUAGGUGAUUGUCAACAAUUUCUUAAACAAUUAAAAACAUACAAAGAUAGUGAAUAUCCUGAAAAAGAACAAGCACUUCAGAAAUUAAAUCAAGAAAUCGAUGAAACAAAACUUUUUGGUUCAGAAGAGAUUGAUGAAUUAAAUCGUAUACUUGAAAAGCAACACGAACAACAUUUAGAAGCUCUUCGUCAAACUGCAGCACAAUUAAAAGAACAACAAGCAACGGCAGCUUUUUCCGAUAUGCAUAUGUCUUACUUACUUGUUGCACUUGACAAUGAUCGAAUGAGAGAAGAAAUAGCUAUACAAGCAGAAAAACUUCGUCUAUUAGAAAUAGAAUGUAAACACAUAAAAAGAUUAAAUGCAAAAUUAAAAAGCGAAAAAACUCAAGCAUUUGAUUCACGCACUUUAUUUCCACAUGUCUAUCGACAGGAUUCAAUGCCAAUUUGUACACCAGAUAUGGAUGUUGUAAUUGAUUUUCCGGAACGACAAAGCCCAUUGCCUAUUUAA